CAUCCCCAAUUCGUCUUGACAACUUCGCAUCUCAAUACUUAGGUUAAAAUAUCUCUCAGUACUCUCUGAUCACACUACGACAAUGCCCGGCCACUUUCUCGAGAGUCUACCACCUGAAGGGCUAUUCAGUAUCUCGGAUUAUCUUGAGCCAGAUGAUCGAAAGAACCUCAGCCUGGCCAAUUCCGGGCUUCGGACCGCGAUGGCGCCAUGUCUCUUCAAGGUACUACAAAUCAAUUGCCCGCUUGCAGAGGACCACAUCUUGCCAACUAUCGUCGAUAAAUAUGGAGCGAAUGUUCUGGAGCUGAGACUAAAUAUCACUUUCUACCCUAACGAGAUGCCUGAGAAGACGGAAGAGGAAUCGAUCGAAGAAGUGGAAGAGGAGAGUGAGGAUGAGCCUUCCGAUGUGGAUAUGUCGGAGAAUCAGGAAGAUAACGGCGAUGAAGAGUCCGAUCAUGACUCAGAGUCUGAAGGAGUCAUCGAACAUUACAAUGAAGAUGAUGUGGAAGAUGACGAUGAAGACAAAGACAGCGACAGUGACUCAGACGCUGGACCCAAAUGGUACUGGACAAACCCUCCUGCUUCAGUCUGGGCUCGAAAAGAAGAAGACACAUCAAUCAUCCGGGAUCUCAUCCAGUUCAAGGGACUGCCACGCUGCAGAGCCUUGACUCUUCACACCAACGGCGAACAAGACUUUGAAGUGGAUGCAGACUGGGAUAACAACGAUAUCGCCAACAACUACAUCUACUUCUGCUGCGAACCUGAAGACUGGGAGGAAGUCAAGCGGAAAGAAGAGAGGUACUCAUGGCGCGCGGCUUUGCGGGAUAUGUACAGUGACAUCGCUACACUUUCGGCAGUCGAUGACUUUACGAUUCAAAACUUUCUCCCGCGAAAAACCUCGUCCUGGCAGGAGAAAGAGUGGCCCGAGUUUCUCGGCCGGUUGAAGAAGUUGACUCUCAAUACGUACGGUGGAAACAAUGGCGCCGGCUGGCAGGCUAAUACAUUACCCGGAUUUCACGCUUUCUUCAACGAACUGCCAACGACCGUUCUCGCUCAUGCGAACGCGCUGGAAUACUUUAAACUCAAGACUCACGACGAUGGCUUUCUGGGGGGCGAAGGCUCGUUGUACAUACCUCCUGGUUGCAUGCCCUCCCUCCGGUCACUGCACGUAGACGGUAUAGCAGUAACAUCCGUGCUGAAAGAUUACCUCAAAGCAACAAACGGCACCCUGUCUAAACUCUGCGUCACGGAAUGCGUGGCAUUUACUUCCGACCCCAAUGGCGACGAUGCACCAAAGUGGGCUGAUCUAUGGAGAGCUGCACGUCAGGCUCUGAGAGCACCAGCGGAGGUUGUAUGCGUGCCGACCAAGGAACGACCUAUUACGGAAGAUGAAGGGGAUUACUAUGGUGACGAGGUUUAUGUGCCACCGGCCGAUGAGGAUGAUAAGAUUAAGAGUUGGAGAAGGAAAGCAAAAGAGGAGGAAGGGCUUUGUAUCUGGCCGUAUGGAUGGUUGGAUGAGAAGUAUGGAUCUAUAUAUCCUGAUCAUGAAGUUAAUCUGGAACGUCUUGAGAAUGGGGAGGAUAACCUGGAGUUUAAAUUGUUGAUGGAUGAGGUGAAGAGGGGGGGCGGUAAAUGCACUGUAUCCUGAUUCUGCAGAUAAAUGACAGGUGGCAUGAGCAAGAGGAUAUACCGUCGUGUUUCUGACUCUACAGAGGGUCUUUCCAACUAAUGUUGACUUCAAUAUCGCCCAAGAUUCCAGCAGCAGAUGCAAUGCGAGCCAUGCCGAAAGCGAUGCAAUGGUAAGCCACGAAUCGGAAC
This is a messenger RNA of Fusarium odoratissimum NRRL 54006, 1815 nucleotides long. RefSeq lists its product as uncharacterized. Bases 83 to 1645 code for a protein of 520 amino acids. The transcript has a single exon. The record is from RefSeq and is a predicted model, not a curated record. NCBI's taxonomy places the organism in Eukaryota, Fungi, Ascomycota, Sordariomycetes, Hypocreales, Nectriaceae.